Messenger RNA from Dendroctonus ponderosae (mountain pine beetle), 1741 nucleotides. It is a transcript of the gene alc, whose product is annotated as 5'-AMP-activated protein kinase subunit beta-1. Bases 778 to 1611 code for a protein of 277 amino acids. Gene Ontology annotation, biological process: signal transduction. Gene Ontology annotation, cellular component: nucleus; cytoplasm; nucleotide-activated protein kinase complex. The transcript has 6 exons. Lineage: Eukaryota; Metazoa; Arthropoda; Insecta; Coleoptera; Curculionidae. The record is from RefSeq and is a predicted model, not a curated record. Gene Ontology annotation, molecular function: protein kinase binding.
AUUUGCCAAACCGUCCGAUUGAAAAAUGACAAAACACACUUAAGUGAAGAUAAUGAGGAUGACGUUGUGAAAUAAACUAAAACUAAAGUCCAUCAUUACACGUGAAUUUGAGGUCGUUUAAUGCAAAAUCCUUGCGGCCCCGCAACAAACAAGGCUAUCUGUAAAUUGCUUGAGUAGUUCAAGCGCGCUAUCAAACAAAAAUAUUAACUGUAUUUAACUUGUAUUACUUUAAUACGCGUUUCAAGGACAUACCUAGACCGGGUGGACUUUAGCUUAUAGUUACAGGUAACAAAGGAUUUACCGCAAUAUCAUUAGCUUCCCUAGAAGUAGAAAUUUUGAAUCGAACUGGAAUAGCGUUUGUAGUUAGGAAACGCCUUUGGCGAUUUUUAACGAGCAUCCACUGAUUACGGCCACUUAAAAACGUUGAACCAAAUAAACAUAACAUUAAUAAAACGCGAUCAAAACAGUUCAAUUAAAAGCACUGAUCUCUGUUGUUGAAGCCGGAAAGCAAACUUAACAGCGUAUGAUCCAUGGCUCUUAAUAGUUUAAGUAAACAUCUAGCUGCGCUAUUAUCACUGUGCGAACAAAUCCAUUAACAGCGUAACAUUUAAUCGCUGUUUUUUUCCAUUAGAAUCGUCACAAUUUAGCUGCUAACCUGUCCCAAUUAUACCCUUGAUGUUUAAAUGAAAUUAAUUAAACUCGUUAAGGAUUUAAGCUGGUUAAAUUAGAGUGCUCUGGUGCAACUGAGUGAAAAUUGUCUGAAAAAAGUGAAAAACCAUGCAGAAAACCGACUCAUUAAGCGGUGCCAGCGGGCCGACGCGCGAUAGGCAAAAGUCUGUGGACACCGCACCGUCAUCCCCUAUGAAAGAAGGACAGGCGUUUGUUUUCGACAAGACGUCCGACAAGGGAUUUCACGGGGCUCCAGACGACGAGGAGCCCUAUUUCACGAAACCUGCCAUCAACUACAACCGCCCUAGAUCGAACACAGUUGCAGUGUCUGAAGGAACGAGCAUUUUGACUAACACUACCGAUACAAAAACUCCAACAGUAUUUCGCUGGGAAGGUGGUGGCAAGGAUGUCUGCCUAUCUGGCUCAUUUUCGAACUGGGAAACCAUCCCAAUGGUAAGAAGCCAUGGGGAUUUCGUAACAAUUAUCGACUUGCCUGAAGGAGAACACCAGUACAGGUAUUUUGUGGAUGGGGAAUGGAAAAAUGACCCGCAGAACAAAAUUGUGGAAAACGAAUCCACAGGUAAAGGGGAAAAGAACAAUAUGAUUACGGUGAAAAAGUCCGAUUUUGAAGUGUUCCAAGCUUUGGCAAAGGAUCAAGAAAGUGCCAAAGACGAUUCGCAAAAAGAGUUUUCACAGGAGAUUCCUGUUUACAAGCCCUGGGAGAAAAACAGCGGACCUCCAAUCCUACCACCCCAUUUACUGCAAGUGAUUUUGAACAAGGACACGCCAUUAUCGUGUGAACCAACCUUACUACCAGAACCCAACCACGUAAUGCUGAAUCAUCUGUAUGCAUUGUCCAUUAAGGACGGAGUGAUGGUACUCAGUGCUACUCAUAGGUACCGAAAAAAAUAUGUGACUACCCUUUUGUACAAGCCUAUUUAAUCGGGAUUUCAAUGCGUUGAAAUCCUCUAGUUAUGUAGAAUUGCACAUGAUUAAAAAGAUUAGUUUUUAGUGGAUUUUCUGCAAUCAAAGGCAGUUUUAUAGCUAAUAAAUGUUCCGAAUUUCUCAAGUU